AUGACCGAUCCGAGUUAUUAUUCACUCAAAUUAUUUAAAGUUUGUGGUUUGCACCCAAACUCGCGAAAUAAACUCCUCAAUGUGUAUUUUGUCGUAAAUUCUUUUUUUUUCUUCGCGAUUUUGGUACUUGCGACAAUUGGCUUUGCGACAACUUACGAUAAUAAUAUUUUUGAGGCGAUUGAAAAUCUCCAAACUAUGUUUCUCUACAUUCAUGUGAGUGCCAAAUUUUUUGAACUUUAGCAAAUUUUUUUUUAGUUAUUGGGUAAAUAUGCGACGCUUUUUUUAAGAAAAAUGACACUAAGGGAGUUGCUAGAACGCCAAAAACGCUUCUGGCCCCUGGAAAACCUCGAACCACAAGUCCAAAAAAAAAUUGACGAAUUUUUGACCACCUCAAACAAAUUUAUACGAAAUUUUAUAAUUGUCACUUUUUUCGUCGUUUUGAAUUUUUUUCUACAACCUAUUAUUACUGGCGAUUUACCGGUGCGUGUGUACGUACCCAAUGGGUGGUUCCAUUACAUCAAUUUCGUUUUCUGGUACCUAUUUCCGGUCAUAAUUGGGAGCAUUUAUGGUUCCGACUCGAUUUUUUGCUCACUUUGUGUUUCUCUAAUCAUCCAGUUCCAAUUAUUGGCCCAUAAAUUCGAAACUAUUAAAUUGGAACGUCUCUCACCUCAACUAUUCCAAAAAAAACUGAAAAAACUAGUCGAUCAUCACAAUUUUCUAAUCAAUUAUUGCAACGACUUGAACAAAUAUAUUGAACCAAUUUUCCUCAAUCAAGUCAUCGUAGCCACGGCUGUAAUCUGCAUGCAGUUGUUUAUAGUGUCACAAAAGGAAUUUUUGUUACCAAACAAACUGAAAUGUUUGGGUUAUUGUUGUGGCGAAGUUAUCGAAACUGCGAUUUAUUGUUUCAAUGCUGAAAUGAUUUCAGUUUCGGCUGAAAAAAUCGGUGAUGCACUUUAUAACUCGCUCUGGUAUCAAACUACGGCUCCUGAAAUUCGAAAAACUGUCACUUUGAUUAUUAGCAAAACGCAAAAAAAGAUUGUUUUCAGCGGAUUUGGUUUGGUUGUAAUUAACCUGAAAACUUUCACACAGAUUUUCAAAACCGCUUUGUCGUUUUAUAGCUAUUUGAACACGAUGGUGUCUUUUGAAAAGUAAAUUUUUUUUCAGCACUCAAAAGAGUGUUGUAAUAACCAUUUUAGCAUCUGAC
Tribolium madens (black flour beetle) is the source of this 1204-nucleotide messenger RNA. RefSeq names its product odorant receptor 22c-like. Gene Ontology annotation, biological process: detection of chemical stimulus involved in sensory perception of smell; sensory perception of smell. The record is from RefSeq and is a predicted model, not a curated record. Gene Ontology annotation, molecular function: odorant binding; olfactory receptor activity. Lineage: Eukaryota; Metazoa; Arthropoda; Insecta; Coleoptera; Tenebrionidae. The transcript is spliced from 5 exons. Gene Ontology annotation, cellular component: plasma membrane.